Messenger RNA from Carassius gibelio (silver crucian carp), 1588 nucleotides. Its product is annotated as claudin-8-like. The transcript has a single exon. Bases 52 to 735 code for a protein of 227 amino acids. Lineage: Eukaryota; Metazoa; Chordata; Actinopteri; Cypriniformes; Cyprinidae. The record is from RefSeq and is a predicted model, not a curated record. Gene Ontology annotation, molecular function: structural molecule activity. Gene Ontology annotation, cellular component: bicellular tight junction; plasma membrane. Gene Ontology annotation, biological process: bicellular tight junction assembly; cell adhesion.
AACCCGUCUACAUCUAAUCAAACCCGCCACGUUCACCUCACUUCUGCCGUCAUGAGGGCUAAGCUGGAGAUCCUGGCUCUGGUUCUGGGCACCAUCGGUCUGGUGGGGACCAUCGCGGUGACCGCCAUGCCCAUGUGGAAGGUGACGGCGUACAUCGGGUCCAACCUCAUCGUGAUGGAGACCCUGUGGGAGGGGUUAUGGAUGGCCUGUAUACGCCAGGCGGACAUCAACAUGCAAUGCAAAGUCUAUGACUCUCUGCUCAUCCUGCCGGCGGACAUCCAGGCGGCCCGCGGGCUCAUGUGCGCCUCCAUCACUCUCGCCGUCCUGGCCGUCCUGGUGUCCGUCUGCGGGAUGAGAGGCACGGACUGCUGCCAUGAUGACUCCAGGGGCAAGAACGUGAUCCUGCUGGUGGGUGGGUGUCUGUUCGUGGUCUCCAGCCUCGCCACUCUUCUUCCGGUCAGCUGGUCCACAAACACCAUCGUCAGAGACUUUUACAACCCGUUGGUGUUGGAGGCGCAGAAGCGGGAGAUCGGACAGGCGCUGUAUGUGGGCUUCGCCACGUUCUUGCUCCUCCUGAUCGCGGGGGUGAUACUGCUGUGUCGUUACGGCCCCCGUCACAGAAAAGACGAGGAGGAGAAGAAACCAUACUUCACAGUGGAAGAGGACAAGGCUGGGAUGAGAAUGAUGGGACGGACACCCUCUUCAGACACGUACCGGCAGAGUCAGUACGUCUGACAGACAGAACUCACUCACGUUUCUUUUUAGUUUUAUUUCUUAGCAAAUUUUGAACUCAAUUUAUGUUUCUUGGCCAUAUGAAUCAAUGUAGUGAAUCCUGGAUAAUUAGAGCAAAUGUUCCUCCGUAACUACAUUAGUGUCUGAUGAUAUGAUUGUAGAUUAUAUUUGCAAACAUUUUGUGUUGUAGUUCUGUUCUUGUAAGCUAAAACUGAAAUUUACCACAAACAUAUGAUUUACUUACUGCUUUUUUUAUUUUAUAUUCAAGAUUAGAAAAUGAAGAAUGAGACUAAUAAGGAUCUCACUGUAAUCUUUAAAAUGUCUGCAUCAUUUGCAAAAAAAGUUGUAUUCCUUUUAUUUAUAAAUAAAUGUAGGACUGUUAAAUAUUAUGGGGAUUGAUUUAUUGUAGCUCUGUGUUUGUAGGAAAAUUAUCAUCUGUCAGUACGUCUGUAAAUAUGAUUUACCCAGCUAUUUCUAUACAUGUCUGAAUUAUGAAAUUGUGAAUGAGAGUAAAAAAGCUGUCGGGGUAAUCUACAAAAAUGCAUUAUUUGUGCCAUAAAAGUUAUAAAUUAUAUAUAAAAAAGUAUUUUUCCCGUUAAUUAUCAAAUAGUCUAUUAUGUAUUCCUAUAACUUUUUACUGUAUCUACCUUUUAUUUUAAAUGCAGUUGCAUCAGUUAUAUUCACUCCAGCGACUGAAGCACACAGGAGAAGAAAACAUGACAUGUCUGUCUGUGUCUGCUGAUUUGCAUCUGACACACUCAAAGCCAUUUACUGUAAGUGAAACUAAAUGUAAACCACACUGACGAUGGACUACUGUUAGAUGGAGGAGAUACCUACUGUGUGUGUGUGUGUGUGU